This is a messenger RNA of Drosophila ananassae, 6690 nucleotides long. RefSeq names its product RNA polymerase II elongation factor Ell (gene Su(Tpl)). Gene Ontology annotation, molecular function: cis-regulatory region sequence-specific DNA binding. The coding region runs from base 1336 to 4668 and encodes 1110 amino acids. Gene Ontology annotation, biological process: positive regulation of transcription elongation by RNA polymerase II; transcription elongation by RNA polymerase II; snRNA transcription by RNA polymerase II. The transcript is spliced from 4 exons. Gene Ontology annotation, cellular component: transcription elongation factor complex. The record is from RefSeq and is a predicted model, not a curated record. NCBI's taxonomy places the organism in Eukaryota, Metazoa, Arthropoda, Insecta, Diptera, Drosophilidae.
GUUGAUAAAUAUUUUUAAGAAUUUUGUAAGUUAAUUAAGAUUUCUAAUUUAAGUAAACGUAUUAAAACUGUCUAGGGGUAAAAUUAGGAAAUAGUUUUCCCCCCAAAAUCGCGUAGUGUGGCCGCUCGCGGCAACAAGCAAAAUCAUCCCCAAUGUGACCGGGUAAUAAAGACAAUGCGUUAUGGGGAUUGAAGCUAGAAAGCCCCAAGAAAGAAACUAUCUGGGCACAUUUCAUUUUUCGUUUUGUUGCUUGGACGUGGCAGCCAUGACGUGAUUUCUGAGUUUUUGUUAAACCACUUACAUUAUUAACACUAGAAAAAACUGUAAUUUAGGGGAAUACGUGCAUUACUCGUCAUAGCGGCGGCUCCGUUUAGUGCAAAGAAAGAAAUCCAUGUAGAGUGAAAAUAGGAUCAAUAAGUAACAUAACAAUUACAAAAACGCAACGAAAUUGGAACAAAAAACGGAGCAGCAAUCACCGACAAGCAACAAUUACCAACAUCGCCUGAAACAAGUACGCAAAUAACAAAAAAAAAUGCAUAAAACCAAAACGUGAUUUUUGACUAAACAUAGUCACACUUUUGUAGACAAAUUGGACGCACACAGCAGCAGUGGAACCGCCGCAGCAGCUUACGUCCUAAAUAAAUAUUAUUCCACUGUUGCUUCCUCCUCAUCGAUUUUCCGAUAACAAAGUUGGUGCUUUUCAACACUGCAUCGCGAGCAGCGAGAGCUAGCUAGCGAGCCCAACAGCUGAUUCACACUGUAAUUGUGGUGGCGGCUCUAGCGAGACCAAGAGCGCAAAAAGAGAGAGAGAGAGCAUCCAAAACUACUACGUGUGACGUGGUGGGGGCAUACAGGUGGCAAAACAGCUGUUCCAACAGCAAAAGCAACACACAGGGGAAGCAACAAGAAAAUCGUAUUUACUAGAAAACUAUCCACUAUCCAAACGGAAGCAGAGAUUGAGAGAAAGAGAGAGGGAGAGAGUUAGAUUAACAGACACAUACAACACAAUCAGGCAAAAAAUCAACAACAACAACAUAAAUUCAAAAAUCCAAAGAGAGCGCUAAAGAGAGAGCAAGAGAGAGAGAGAGAGAGAUCCAGGCAGCUUCCUUCCGGACUUGAAACACUUCCAGGCCGUGUGCUUCCCCCCCCGUCCUUUUCCUUCCCAAAAAACCCCUUCCAGGCUAUCCAUAAACUGGCCACAACUAAAGAAGAAGAAGAAGAAGAAGAACAUCCGUAUAGAUCCUUCCAUCCAGAUCAUCAGUACGCUCCUCCUCCGCGGGUGUAUCUAUUGCGAUCUGAUCCUGAUUGGCGGGGCUAGGCUGUUGCGAGCACGUUAUGACCAAUUCGAUUGCGUCGACGAAAUGCCUGCCCAAUGCACUCUCGACCGGCAACUAUGGUAUGUCCCAGCGACACCGCUACACCGACGAUAGCAAGGAGUAUAUCAUUGUCAAGCUCACCGACUCGGCAUUUCGUGCCAUUGAGGAGUAUCAGCGGGAUGAUCAUGCCAAGCGACUACCGCCCGGUCAACGGGCUAAAAUCCAAUUUACCGGCAAUGAAGGUGUCAUCCAAUUCCCUCGAUCGUCAUCAGAUGCUAAUGGCCACCACAACAACCCUAGUACUAAUGGCAACGGUAACGGUAACGGCAACGGCAACUCUGGCAACGAUCCAGGACGCAAGUUCCUUUUUACCAUUAAUAACAUGGAGGGAACACUCGAAUGCGUCCAACAACAACAACAGAAUCUUGGUGUCCUUGGGGCAGUUACGUUCAGGAUGCGGAUACAUGCGAACGAUGAUGUCUAUGAUACGACAAGGACAAAAAUGGCCAUUGCCGAGGAGACGGAGAAGAGCAAGUGUAUUAGGGAGAUUAAGCCGAAUCAGUCGGAUAUUGGGCGUAAGGUGAAGAAGCCGCCAUCCAUGAUGAGUAGUAGCAACAACAACAACAACAACAAUAAUGCCUCAUCCUUUUCGUCCUUUAACUCUUCUUCUGCCAAUUCUGGUUCGAUGACGACGACGACGGCAUUUCAUCAUCACAACAACAACAACAACAACAGUGGGAUCAACAACAACAACAACAGCAGUAGCAAUAGUUUUAAUAACAACAACAACAACAACAACCAUAGUCGUAAGUUAGCUUCAUCGCCAUUUAAUGGUCUAGGCGUAGGAAUGGGUGGUGGCUCCAACUCCGCCACCAACUCUGCCUCCUCCUCCAUCAACUCCUCCUCGGCGGCGGCGGCGGCGUAUUCAUCGCGCUCCCCCAAUCCCAGCAUGCUGGGCGCCAGCGGCACAGUCAACGGCACUACUGGUGGUGGUGGUGGUCGAUAUCAUCAUCAAUACCAUGGUGGAGCUGGAGCAGGAGCAGCCUCUUCGCUGGCUUCCACCUUUGCCAGCGGGAUAUCCCAGGGAUACAACAUGAGCGGCAGCUCUCCGAGGGAUUCGGCGCAAGGACAAAUGAGUGGGGGGGCCAAUGGACGCAGCAGGAUGGCGAGCGGAGGAGGCAAUGCAACCGGAGCAUCGUCCAGGAGUGCCAACAACAAGUCCUCGGGCGGCAAUAAGAUGUCGGAGGUGUCGCGGCGGAACAUUAGAGAGCGACUGGUCCAUCUGCUGGCUUUGAAGGCCUUCAAGAAGCCGGAACUGUUCGCCCGGCUCAAGAACGAGGGGAUACGCGACCGGGAACGCAACCAGAUCACCAACAUACUCAUGGACAUCAGUACCAUGUCACACAACACGUACAAUCUGCGCCGCCAGAUGUGGAACGAUGUCGACGAGAACUGGCCCUUCUUCAGCGAACAGGAGCUCCAGCAGCUGAAGCGCCGCAAGCCCCAGAACCUGACGCCGCCGAUGAGCUCCGAUGCCGGCAGCUCCACCUCCGGCCAGAGUCCCACAUCGACGCACACGGGCAGUCCACCGCCACCCUCCUCGUCCAGCGGGGGCGGUGGCGUUGGUGGCGGUGGUGGUGGACCGGGUUCCGGCGCCGGCGGAGGAGCGGGAAUGAAACGUACCAGUUUGGAGUAUGACGAGACCAUGUUCAGCACUGUCCAGCCCAAGAAGCAGCGCAUCAGUCACUACAAGAAGGACACUCCGCCCUCGAGCACCUUCUACCCCGCCGUCUCAUCCGGGCUGGGAGUCUCGAACUCCUCCCGGAAUCGGUACACGCCUCCGCAACGGCAGCCAGGUCCGCUGGACGAUCACAGUACCGGGGAUCUCAGCUACAAUGUGCUGGACAACAUGGAGGAGUUCAUGAGCUCCACGGCGGCAGCGGCCACCCAGGCGACCGAGCAGCACCAGCAGCAGCAGCAGCAUCCGCCGCGGAGCAGCAGCAGUAGCGGCAGCAGCCGGCGGAGCAGCUCGUCGCUGGGGGGCAGCAGCAACAACGGGAGUGGGAACAAGGACAAGAGGAACUCCACGGGCAGCAACUCGAGCAGCUCCAGUGGCUAUGAGACCCAACAGGAACGGCAAAGGACCACGACCGCCGCCCGGAACAGCAAUUCCUCGCCACCGAAGCUGUCGUACAGCUUCGUUCCAGCCGCCGCUGCAUCAUCCUCCUCCUCCUCUUCCUCCUCCUCUGGCAAGCAGAGAUCCUCCCAGGCGACGGGGCAGCACAACGAGCACAGUUCGUACAACAGUAGUAGUGGCAGUCAUGUGGCCUCCAGCAGCAAGAAGCGGACGAGUAGCAGCAGUAGUCAGAGCAACGGAGUGAGUGGCCAGCGCCAGAAGAGUUCCAGUUACCAGCAGGUGCCGCCACCCUCCAGAUCCGCCUCCCAGCAUCAGCUACAACAACAGCAGCAACAACAACAUCAUCAGCAGCAGCAGCAACAGCAGCAACAACAACAACAACAAACGCAUCAACAACCGGGACAACGGGAGCACCACCACUACCAUCAUCAGCAGCAGGCAUCCAACAAGCAUCCAUCGCCGACACAACAGUUGGCGGCGGCGGCCCACGCCUACUCCCAUGCCACAUCGGAAGGGGACUCGGCCACGCCCCGGUACGACUUCAGCCAGUACGUGCCCAUCCAGACGCUGGAGGUGCGGCGGCGCUACAAGACUGAGUUCGAGAGCGACUACACCGAGUACUGUAAGCUGUUGACGCGGGUGGAGACGGUGCGGAAGCGGUUCCAGGAUCUGUCGGAGCGGCUGGAGGGCGCUCGGAGGCAUGAGAACGGGUAUGGGGACUAUGACCACAUCAAGCAGCAGAUCGUGAGCGAGUACGAGAGGAUCAACAGCGACCACACCAUCCAAGACGACAAGCAGCGCUUCGACUACCUGCACGCCAAGCUGGCCCACAUCAAGCAGCUGGUGAUGGACUACGACAAGACUUUGAUGAGUGCCACGAGUACCACGACGGGCACAGGAGCAGCGCCUCCAGUGGCAGCUCCAGCUCCAGCUCCAGAGCCGGUUCGGGAGCCAAAACCGAUAGUGAAGCACCAGCAGCAGCAGCAGCAGCGGAGGCAGCAUCAUGCGGUGGAGACGAUAGAACCCCAGCAGCGCCAGCAUCCAGAUCCGCCGCCACACUAUCUGCCACAGAAGCAGGAGGAGCAGCAGCAGCAGCAGCAGGAGAGCGACUCGGACGACAGCUCGGAUAGUUCGGACUCCAAUGAGGAGGACUCCAACGACGAGGACUGCGAGGACUCGCACUCCAAUAGCGAUGAGGAUGAGGAGCGCUACUGAGCUUGGACUGGAACUUGGACGACCCGCUGACACUCCCACGAUGUAAAAAAAAAAAGGAAACCGGAAACCGGAAGUACGGAAGCAACAACAACAACAACAAAACUAUGCUACAAAAAAGCCAACAAAAAAAAAAAACAACAAAAUUGUACUACAAAUUGCAAGCAAAAUAAGAAAAAUCCCUCAAAAAAAUGUUGAAAUUAUGUAUAAAAAAAAAACUAAAAAAAAAAAAACACAAAACAAAAACAAAAAAUACAAACUUUUUCGCGUAAAAAAUAAAUAAUUUUUUAUUAAAUUUAAAUACGACUGCGGCUAACCGGCGGCUGCUAUCAGAACUUCUAAAAAAUAAAAAAUAUAUUAUACAUUAUGUAUGUAAAUAUAUAAAGAUAAAAAAUAAAAAAUAAAAAACAAAAACUAUAAACGAGGAGCCAGAGGAAGAGGAAGAGGAGUCACCAGACGAGGAAGAAAAUUAAUAUUUUAAAAAACAAAAACAACCGAGAGAUGGCAUGAAAAAAAUAAAUAAAUAAAUAAAUACAAAAAAUAAAAUAAAAUGCGAAAAGAAAAAAAAUUUAUAUACCAAGUUGUAGACUUAAUUUUUUGUUGAGCAUAAAUAAUAAUUGUGCAGCUUAAAAAAUAAAAAAUAAAUGAGCGCAGGCAUAAGUAACUAAAAAAAAAACAACAAACAAACAAAAAAAUUAAAACAAGAAACACAUGUUUUUUUUCCUUGCGUUUUGUGUAAUAAUUAUUACUAUUAUUAUAUUAUUAUCAAUUUUUAAAUAUAGCAUGUAUGUUUUUCGUUUUUAAUCUAGACUCUUCUUAUUUUUAUUCUUUUGAUUUUUGUUAAAAAACAAAAAUACAAAAAACGGCAAACACUCACACAGACACACACCAAACACACACACACACACACACACACACCACAACACUCAUUGAUUGCAUUUUUGGGCAAAGCUUUUUGUUUUUUACAUUUUUCUUUGUGUAUAAAAAAAUAAUAAUAAUUAAAAACAAUUAACAAAAAAAAAACAAAAAGAAAUUAAAGAGAAUGAGAGAGAGAGAGAGAGAAUGAGAGAUAGAACUGCACACGUGCCUAGGUCCUGAAGGCCCGUCCUGUGGGUGGCUUGGGAGUGGGUGCGGGGGUGGGUGGUAGUGUUAACUGAUAACAGAUAACAGAUACUGAUAACUGAUAACUGAUAUUGAGCCAAUGUUUGCCUAGGGCCUGGGCCUACGAAGACCACUGUUUUGAGAUCACAACUAACAGAACAGACACAGAUACUUGGGGGCUACUUUUUGGAGAGUAUCUAGCAGAUACUAUAUCCUAGUAGUCCUUAAAUUAUAAUACUUGGAUGGUGUGUUGCAUGCGGGCGUGCCUCUAACAAUAGACUGAAAUUUUAAACGCGGCUUGUCUAGUAGAUCCUUUUAUUUUUAUCCCGUUUUUUAUCCACUUAUCCAUUAACUAGUUAAUUUUUGUUGACUUUUAACUCUUGUUUGUCCUUCGUGUACUGUCUUUUUUGUGUGUUAGUCUUUUAUUUUUUAUUUUUUUGGAUAAAAAAACAGAUUUAUUACAAGCUAUAUUGCUCAAAAUUAUAUCAGAUGGUUGUAUCAGAGAGCUAUAUUGGUUUUUAGGCUUUUCUUAUUUUUAUUAAAAUCAAGUGUUAUAUAAUAUAGAUAAAAAGCAGCAGCUUCCUUGACAAAAAAAUAAAAAAAUAAAAACAAAUCACAAAAGUCGCUUGAAAAAAUUAUUAAAUAAUUUGCUGAAACUCUAGUGUCCAAAAAAUAAAUAAAUAAUUACAAAAAAAUAUUAAAAAAAUAUAGUUCGAGAAUAAGAAUUAAACACGAAAUUGAUGAAGGAAAUUAAGAAAUUUUAGCUAUUUCGUUGCAAUAUUUUUUAUAUACGAUAUUUAAGUAGAGGGGUGGGUGGGGUGAAGAGGGGAGGGGUAACCAAACGAAAGGGAAAAUCAAAUGGAACAAUGAGAUCAAGUUGCAAAAAAUCAAGCGUUUAAAAUCGAUUCGUAGCAAUUACAACAA